AUGCCUCCUAGGAAAAGACGCACGCACAACCUAAAGGGACUACGUGGCUCGCAGGACCAACAGCAGUCGCACAGUUCAUACUUCGCGACAAGGUUGAAGCCCGAGCAAGUCGGAGCUUUGGUACACGAUGAAAGCGAUACCAUUUCGUACAGAGCAUACCUAGUGCAAAACUUCAUCAGGUCAAGCGAAAUGAUGGACGCGUUAAUGACUCAGAAUGUUCCUCUGCCGAAAAUCAAAGCACCGCCGAUAUUCCGAAACCCAAACGUGGAGGAAAUGAAACGGGCGGUUGUUUCUGAAAGGGAGCAACUUGAUGCUAUUGAGAGCCACCUACAGAGCUAUGCCAUCGAUCUUCCAGAUGGUUAUCAUCAAUUGAAAGAACUCUCUAUGCAAAUCGAUCUAUCCCAGGAUGUGAGCGAUAACUCAAUUCAAGCUGCUGAAUCUGCCUACAAAGCUCAAACCGGCAAAUACACGCAAGACGACCGCAUCGUAGUACAUAAGGACAGAUUUCCUCAGCUGCGAGGUGACCAUUCUAAAGCUCCUCCAGAUUAUUGGGAACGGCGCUUGGAUAUACUGGCUAGCCAGCAACAAGAAGCUCUGCGACUCAAAAUAAUGCAAGAGGAGGAGGAAGAGCUUAAACGUCGCACAGAAGAAGAAAACAGGCUGCGACAGAAACAAGAAGAACAACGCCUUUAUGAAGAUCCGUUUCAACAGCAAGCUACACAUGCGCAGCCAAUGGCAGGUCCAGUGACCGCCAACCCUGGUAUACCGGACCCGCAGCCUGCGCAGCAGCCUUCGGACCAGCCUCCACACGCUAUGUUAGGCUCGAUAUUUGGCGACAUGAAUGGGGAAAACUUCAACAACGGGUUUGAGGAUGAUGAGUUUGCUGACCUAGAUACAGCAUUUUUUUGA
Lachancea thermotolerans CBS 6340 is the source of this 909-nucleotide messenger RNA. RefSeq names its product Snf6p (gene SNF6). The coding region runs from base 1 to 909 and encodes 302 amino acids. The transcript has a single exon. NCBI's taxonomy places the organism in Eukaryota, Fungi, Ascomycota, Saccharomycetes, Saccharomycetales, Saccharomycetaceae. The record is from RefSeq and is a predicted model, not a curated record.